Molecule: messenger RNA, 2859 nt
Organism: Plasmodium adleri (nom. inval.)
Lineage: Eukaryota; Apicomplexa; Aconoidasida; Haemosporida; Plasmodiidae
Product: conserved Plasmodium protein, unknown function
Exons: 3
Coding region: 1-2859 (952 amino acids)
Source: RefSeq, a predicted model, not a curated record
AUGUUUAAUUUUUUCAAUAACUUGGAGAUAGCAAAAAAUAAAAUUAUCAAUCACCUUCAUAAAGAACUAUUUGAAGAAAAAAAUAAAGAUGAAUCGUAUUUUAUUCCAGAAGAAAGAAAUAUGAAUUGUUGUAAGCAAACGUCAGUAGAUUUAUGUGUAUCAAGAGAAAAAAGCCCCUCAAAAGAAAAUCAUAUAAAUGAAGAGGAUAUAAUAUAUGAUCAUAAUAAUAAUAAUAAUAUAAUAGAUAGUAUCAAAAGAGAAACACUUAUUCAAAGCAAUCCACUUGAAGAAGAAAAGAAAGACAUAAUAACUAACAUUUUAAUAAAAAAGGAUAAAAUAGAAAAAAAUAAACAAUAUGAUAUGAUACCUUUAAAUGAUAAUCAAAAUGUAUUUAUAGAUUUUGAGUGUAAUCAGAACGAUGCUUCAAAUGAAGAAAUGUAUUAUGAUAAGAUAAAAAUAAGAACCCAUGAAAAAAUAUGUAAUAAUACUUUUGAAGAUUAUAAAAAUGAAGAGAAUGAUAAAUGUGUAAGUAAUAAUAAUAAUAAUAUAUAUUAUGAUAAUAAAAAAUGUGAUAAUCUUCAUUUUAAUACACCCAACUGUUAUACUAAUAAAAAUGAAUUUGCCUUAUUGGAAAAAAAACAAAAUUACGUUGAUUCUUUAUUAAUAUCAAAAAAUAAAAAAAAUUAUAUUAAAAAAAAAGAAAAUUUAAACGAUAACAUAUUAUCAUAUUGUGUUAUAAAUAAAGAUGGAGAAAAUGAAAUGAACGGUUCGAUUUUUGAACCCAUCAUAGGUGUAAUAAAAAAUGAAGAAGAAAAAAAAGAAGAAAGUUCCAUCCAAUAUCAUAAUCAAAAUGAAAUAAAAAAAAAUAAUCAAAAAGAUGUAUCAGUAGAAACUGAAUUUUAUAUGAAUGAUUCUCUUUUAGAUAGUCUUGAAAAAGUGUUAAUAAAAAAUGUAAGUUUAAAUUUUGGAAGGGAAGAUUAUAUCAAUUUAUUUGAAGAUAUAGUGACCUCAACAAGAGAUGUAAAGGGGGGUAAUGAUAAAAAAGAAAUUAACAUAAAGGAAAAGAAUCUCUACAAUAAUAAAUAUAAUAAUAAUGAUGGUUGUUCAGAUGUUUGUGAGAAGGACAAAAAAAAAAAUGAUGAAAUAAAAAAAAAUGAACAUUUAGAUAUGUUAUCAAAAUUACUUAUGAGUGAUAUGAAAAGCCUUUUUACAGAUACCAUUUACUGCUAUUCAGAUUUGAAUAAAAUAAAUAAUUUUAAUAAUAUGAUAGAUAAAUAUAUAGAAGAAAUAAAAACAUUAAAGAAAAAAGAAAAAAUAUUAAACGAUAUAAACGAAAGACAAACAUAUCAAUUACUACAACUAUCUGGACAAAUAUCACAUAUAAAAACUGAGCAAGAUAUUUCUCAUGAUAUAUUGAAUGAUGAUAUUAGAUUAAGUGAAAAAUAUGAAUAUAUGGAAAAAGAAAUUAAAAAAUUAGAAAAAGAAAAUGAAAAUCUACAAAAUCUUUUAAAAGACAAAAUGACAUAUAUGAAACAAAAUUUCCAAUUAAAAUGUUAUAUACAAAAUAUGCAAGAAGAUAUAAAAAAUAAAAACUUCUUAUACACAAAAAUUAAUGAACAAAAACAUCAACUUGAAAACAAAUUAAUAAAAUAUUAUGAAUAUAUACAAAUUAUAAAGGAAGAUCUAUAUGGAUAUAAAAAAUUACUUUAUGAUAUAAAAAUAAAUGAAAACAACCUAGUCAAUAGAUUUAAAAUGUUUUUAAGAAAUCAUAAAAAUUGGUAUCAUGUGAAAUAUUAUAAACGUGGGAAGGGAAGUGACGCAUGGCAUAUGCAAACAAAAAGAAAAAAAAAAAAAAAAAAAAAAAAAAAAAAAUAUGCACAAUUGAAGGGGGAAAAUAUAAAAACUGUAAAAUUAUUAAAAGAGAUAGAUAAUGAUAUGACACAUGAAAAUUAUGAUGAUAAUAUGUUACAUGAUAAUAAUGAUGAUGAUAAUAUGUUACAUGAUAAUAAUGAUGAUAAUAUGCUACAUAAUAAUAAUAAUGGUGAUCAUAAUAUGUUACAUGAUAAUAAUGAUGAUCAUAAUAUGUUACAUAAUAACAAUAAUGAUGAUAAUAUGUUACAUAAUAAUAAUAAUGAUGAUAAUAUGUUACAUAAUAAUAAUGAUGAUACUAUUAAUGUGAUCCAUGAGAAAGCAUCAUCAAACCAUCAUGUAUUAUCAUGUAAGACCCAAAAAAAUACGACCAUUAAAAACAUAUCAAAUUAUAAUCUUACUAAAAAUUGUUUACAAGAAGAACUAAUAAACAAAAUUAAUUAUUAUAAGUAUCAAUUAGAUGAAUAUAAAUCUAUAUAUAUGAAAAAUAAAAAUAAUGCUCAUAGUCAAUUGAGGGAAACAAAAAAAUUACUUUCAUAUGAAAUUAAAAAAAAUAAAAUGAUUGAGAAAAAAUAUGAGCAUCUUUCAAAUAAAUUUCAAGACAUAUAUACUACAUUUAAUGACGAAAAACAUAAAAUUAAUAAUAAUAAUAAUAAUAAAAAUGAUGAUAAUAAAAAUCCUUGUGAAAAGGAUGCUAUGCCAACACAAGAACUUUUGAAUGAAAUAAAUCUUCUAACGGAAGAAAUCAAAAAAUUUAAAGAAGACCAAAUAUUGUUACAACAAGAUGUAAAUAAUAAGAGUAAAAUUAUAUCUCAUUUAAUAAAAAAACACGCUCUCAGUGAGGAGCAUUUUAGGUUAGACAAAAGUUUCAACAUUUUUAACAACAAAUUGACUUAUGAUGAAAUGAAAAAAGUUAUGGAAGAGACAUUAAUUGAAAACAUUCGAUUGAGAACUGAUUUAAUGACUCUUGCCAAAAGUAUAAAUAAAUAA